Phyllotreta striolata is the source of this 11505-nucleotide messenger RNA. The record is from the annotation of a GenBank genome assembly. NCBI's taxonomy places the organism in Eukaryota, Metazoa, Arthropoda, Insecta, Coleoptera, Chrysomelidae.
UGGCAGCGUAGGUUGAGCGUGUAAGGUGCACUCGUCGAUCGCUUCUGAAAAUAAUGAAUUAUUUCGAAUAUUUCAUGGAAUUCCUGAAUGAAAUGAACUGGUGAAGAAGCCGUGCGGUCCGUUUGAGAUACAUUUUCGUUUCGUCCGGUGUAUUGUACUCGGUUAAGUGUCAAUGCACUUUUGUGUGAAAGUAUAGGUUUUAUAGCCCAUAUAAAAUGAAGCCGCCCUUAACGGAGUUCUAACAUGAUCGUCUUCGCGAACAAUGUCCAAAAGACACUCUCUGAUGCCUGAGAGUACAGCGAUCGUUUUCUGCUCGAUUUUAUUAUUUUCCUCGAUCAUCCCCGCCGCCGAUAAUUACCUUUUGCUCUUAGAAGACACCACCGCGCCCGGCCAUGUUCUAUUCAACGCCAGCGUGUACCGCUUGGGCUCGGACAGGGCGUACAAAUUAAACGAGAGGCGAUCGGCGCCCUUCGUUUAUUCCUUGGUGCAAGUCCACCCUAAGACAGGGCAGGUGUUCCUGUUGCAGAAGCUAGAAUGCGACGGCAUUUACUACCCCAAUUUCUUCACCAUACACAUCGAUUCCACCUCGAAUCGAUUGAAAGACAUCGAUUACUACAGCUUGCCGCUGAGGAUUUUUAUCGUCGGCAAACAUUGCUCCCAUCACAGCGAGGAGGAAUAUUUCGACGAUGAGCUCGAUCGCGAACGAAGGAGUUUAGACGUUGUCAAAUCUCGAGCAAAACGCGGCGCGCUCUCCACCUUCUCGCGAUUGCAUCCGUCCGUUAAAGAGAAAAUCAACGAGGCGCGCCAAUGGGUGUCGGAAACCUACGCUUCUUUUGCCAUACCGACCGCCGGAAAGUGGCGCAAGAUCUGCCUGCGCCAGAGCCAGUUCGUUAAUUCCAUCACCGCUUUCCUGCCCAGCACCAUCAGCACCUACUGCACCGUGCAAUUCCACUACGUCAACGACGACAGGUUCGAGAUCGAGCGCAGCCAAGGCGACUUGGUGGCCAGCAGGAACGUUUGCAUCGUGGAGCCCAUGUGGAAGGUUACUAUACUGUUCUCGGCGAUAUGCCAGAACGUGUCGGUGUUGAACACUGAGCAUCGAUUGAAAAUCGUCUACCACCAUCAACAGUUCAACGAUACUGACAUAGCUAAGAGAGUGAGGAGGGAAUUGCGCAAUCAAUCGCCGUUUUUCGAGCAGCAUUUGUACGUGGCUAGCGUGUUAGAAGAAUGCGACCCGCCGGUGGUAGUUACCACUGUGAAAGCGAGAGAUCCGGAAAACAGUCCGAUAACGUACUCCAUGACCAGUUUAUUAGACUCCAGAACCCAAGCGAUGUUCGAUAUAGACCAAAAAACCGGAGUGGUGACCACCAAAGUGCAAUUGGACAGGGAACUGGUGGACGUGCAUUACUUCAGAGUGACGGCGAUGGACGACAGUUUUCCGCCGAGAUCCGGCACCACCAUGUUGCAAAUCAACGUCCUCGACGCCAACGAUCACUCUCCUUCAUUCGAAAUGAUGGAAUACGACGCCAGUAUACGCGAGAGCGUCAACGUCGGCACCACCGUGAUAACCCUCAAGGCCACCGACCAGGACAUCGGCAAGAACGCCGAGGUGGAGUACACGAUCAGGACGAUCAGCGGCGGCGGUAAUUCCGCCGAAGGCGACGACAAUAACGCCUUCAAAAUCGAUUCCAAGACCGGCGUCAUCACCACCAGAACGCUCUUGGAUAGAGAAACGACCGAAGUUUACACUUUGAUAGUUCAAGCCACCGAUCUGGCUUCGCCCCAAAGCGCCAGGAGGACUUCUUCCGCCAGCGUCGUCGUUCAUAUUUUAGAUGAUAACGAUAAUUAUCCGCAAUUUUCCGAAAGAACCUACACGGUUUCGCUCAACGAAGAUAUCAAUUACAAUGAUAAUCCCGUUAUAGCACAUAUCAAAGCAAUGGAUGCCGAUCAGGGCGCCAACGCAGCAAUACGUUACGCAAUAAUCAGCGGCAAUACGCAAUCGCAAUUCGCUAUCGACAGUUUGACGGGUGACGUGUCGUUGGUGAAACCCCUAGAUUACGAAACGAUCCGAAAUUACAGACUGGUGAUUCGGGCUCAAGAUGGCGGCAGCCCCGCCAGGUCCAAUACAACGCAAUUACUAAUUAACGUUAAGGAUAUCAACGAUAACACGCCGAGGUUCUACACGUCGCUCUUCCAAGAAAGCGUGCUGGAAAACGUACCAGUCGGAUACAGUAUAGUCAAAGUGCAAGCUUACGAUGCGGACGAAGGGCCGAAUGCCGAAAUAAAGUACACAAUAUCGAGCAGAGACGCGACAGGCGGUAGUACUGAUGAUCUACCUUUAGCCGUCGAUUCGCAUUCGGGCUGGAUAUACACCACCAAGGAACUGGAUAGAGAACAUCAACCCAAAUACAUGUUCCAGGUGAUAGCAGCAGACAAAGCGGCGCACCCUCUAUCAGCGAGCGCCAGCGUGGUGAUCACCGUGCAGGACGUGAACGACAACGACCCCGUCUUCGAGCCGAAGAACUACGAAUCCGUGGUGGCCGAAGACGAUCCGCCGGGCACGCCGGUGGCGACGGUCACCGCCGCCGAUCCGGACGAGGACAGCCGCCUGCACUACGAGAUAACGAACGGCAACACCAGAGGCCGCUUCGCCAUCACCUCGCAGAACGGCCGAGGCCUGAUAACGAUAGCGCAACCGUUGGACUACAAGCAGGAGAAGCGGUACAUUCUCACCAUCGGCGCGUCGGACUCCGGCGGCAGGACCGACACCGCCACGGUCUACGUCAACGUCACCGACGCGAAUAACUACGCUCCGGUGUUCGAGAACGCGCCGUAUUCGGCCAGCGUGUUCGAGGACGUGGCCGUUGGUACCACUGUGUUAGUGGUCUCUGCGACCGAUAACGAUGUUGGUUUGAACGCUCAGAUAUCCUACUUCCUCGGCGACGAGCUCAACGACGUGGGAAAAGACUCCGCGUUCACCAUAAACCGACAAACCGGCGCUAUUGUCACCACCAAAACGCUGGAUAGAGAAACAGUUUCGGGUUAUCUACUUACAGUAACGGCCAAAGACGGGGGUUCUCCGCCUCUAUCGGAUACCACAGACGUGGAAAUUACUAUAACAGACGUCAACGAUAACUACCCGGUGUUCAAACAGGUCGCUUACUCUGGAAAUGUACCAGAAGAUGCUCUAGUAGGUACUUCUGUAGUUCAAGUAACCGCAACAGAUUCCGAUGUUGGCCUAAACGGAAAAAUCCACUACUCUCUCAGCGAAAAAGACCAAGAAGACGGCUCGUUCGUCAUCGACCCCACCAGCGGCGUAAUACGAACCAACAAAGGCCUCGACAGGGAAUCGGUAUCGCAAUACGAACUGGAAGCCUACGCCAUAGACAAAGGCUCACCGACUCUCAGCAGCUCCGUACCGGUUACCAUCAAAAUAGACGACGUGAACGAUUCCCCUCCGGCUUUCGAUUCCGACAAAAUCGUGCUUUACAUCCCCGAAAACAGCCCGAUCGGAUCCACCGUCGGCGAAAUCUACGCCAAAGAUCCCGACGAAGGCAUCAACGCCAUCGUCCAGUACUCGAUCAUCGGCGGCGAGGACGCCCAGAGCUUCUCGCUCGUCACCCGCCCGGCGUCCGACAAGGCGGAGCUGCUCACGAUGAUCGAGCUGGACUACGAAAGCGCCAAGAAGAAGUACGAUCUGAUCGUGCGGGCGGCCAGCCCGCCGCUGCGCAGCGACGUCCACGUGGAGAUCGUCGUCACCGACGUCAACGACAACGCGCCCGUGCUCAAGGACUUCCAGGUGGUGUUCAACAAUUUCAGGGACUUCUUCCCCACGGGCUCGGUGGGCCGGAUACCGGCCUACGACGCGGACGUCACCGACAAGCUGCGCUACAGGAUCCUGUCGGGCAACAACGCCAAUUUGGUGGCGCUGAACGAGACCACCGGGCAACUGCAGCUGUCUCCGCAAUUGAACACCAACGUACCGAAGAUCGCUUCGAUGGAAAUAUCCGUGUCGGACGGCGUGAAUGUCAUCAAGAAAGUGAUGACUUUGACCGUGCGGUUGAUCACCGAAGAGAUGCUGCUGAAUUCCAUCACCGUGCGGUUGAAUCAAAUGACCAAAGAGGCGUUCCUGUCGCCGUUGUUGGGUUAUUUCACCGACGGUUUGGCCGCCAUUCUACCCUGCCCGAAGGAAAACAUCUUCGUGUUCAGCAUUCAAGACGACACCGACGUGACCGCUAAGAUUUUAAACGUGAGUUUCUCGGUCAGGCGGCCCGACGUGCCGCGCGAGGAGUACUACUCCCCGCAAUUCCUCCAAGAAAAAGUCUACCUGAAUCGAGGCGUUCUGGCGAGGCUAUCCACCGUGCAAAUCCUACCGUUCGACGAUAAUCUGUGCGUGCGGGAACCUUGCUUGAACUACGAGGAAUGCUUGACUGUGUUGAAAUUCGGCAACGCUUCGGGUUUCAUCUCCAGCGAUACCGUGCUGUUCAGACCGAUCUAUCCGGUGACCACGUUCACCUGCCAAUGUUCCAAAGGCUUCACCGGUUCCAAGGAGCAUUAUUUAUGCGAUACGGAGGUGAAUUUGUGUUACUCGUCGCCUUGCAGAAACAACGGCACGUGCAAAAUCCGCGAAGGCGGUUACACCUGCGUCUGUCCCGCGGGUUACGCCGGCGAAAAUUGCGAAACUAAACUAGACAGCGACAAAUGCAAUUGCCUCAAAGAUAAAACUUGCUCCCCGAAACCCGGCAGAUCGAAUUUCGUUUGCGACGAUUGCAACAUCGUCGCCGAAUUGGAGCACUACACGCCGUUGUGCCAAUUGAAGAGCCGGAGUUUCACCAAAACUUCGUUUCUGACGUUCCCGAGUUUGAAGCAAAGGCACCGGUUGCAUUUGAGCCUCAAAUUCGCCACGCAACAGCCCAACGGGUUGCUCCUAUACAACGGACGAUACAACGAACAACACGAUUUCAUCGCUUUGGAAAUCGUCAAAGGGAAAGUGCAGUUUUCGUUCUCGCUCGGCAGCCAAAUAACGAAAGUUACAGCCUCGAUUUCCAACACAGUAUCCGAUGGUAAAUGGCACACGGUUCGCGUUAUUUACUUCAACAAAACGGCGACUGUAUCUUUGGACGAUUGCGACACUGCCAUCGCGUUGAAGCACGGCUCCGAUUUGGGGGGGAAAUGGAACUGCGCCGGGUACGUGGAGCACCAGCUGGAGCAACGCUGCGCCUCUCUAACGGAGACCUGCCAUCGAUUCCUGGAUCUAACGGGGCCCUUGCAGCUGGGCGGCGUUCCGGCGGAGUCCGCCGUGUUCCAGAUACAGCAAUUCCAUUACGAAGGGUGCAUAUCCGAUUUGGAAAUCGACUAUCAAUUCGUCGAUUUGAACGCGUUCAUGACCGACAACGGCACGACGCCCGGUUGCCCCGAGAGACGGACCUUUUGCUCGUCCAGACCAUGCAAAAACGGCGGUAAAUGUUCGGACGGCUGGGCCAUGUACCAGUGCGAAUGUCCGCAAGGUUUCGGCGGCAAAGAUUGCUCGGAGACCAUCAGCUCGCCCUGGCAUUUCUCCGGCGACGGUACUCUGUCGUUCAAUCCGCUGCUCAGGCCUAUACAAUUGCCUUGGUUGAAUGGUUUAUCGGUGAGGACGUUGCAAGAAGACACGUUUUUGAUGUCCGUGCAAGUCGGCCAAAACAGCUCGGCGGUAACCUCUUUAAAUAAAGGCUUCUUGUAUUAUUCUUACAACGGGGAAUCGUUGCAUUUACCGUCUAAAUAUAUUUCCGACGGCGAGUGGCACCAUUUGGAAAUCAUUUGGAUCGGUACCGAAAUCAAACUGUCCGUGGAUUACGGAGAGAGCGCCGUCACCAUGCCUUUCGCCGAUAAAAUCCAAGGUUUGUACGUCGGGAAAAUCCUCAUAGGCGGCCCCGACAACACCUACACCAGCCUAAACGCCGGCUACAAUUACUUAGAAGGUUGCAUCCAAGACGUGCGAAUAGGCAACCAUCAAACGUUGCUGAACAGACCGACGGUGCGAGACAACGUCGAAGACGGCUGCUACUCGAUCAACGAAUGCAACGCCGAGUGCCCGGCAUCGUCGAAGUGCAUAAUCGAAUGGGGUAGAUCCUAUUGCGAAUGCAACCCGGGACAUAUAGGCCCGCUGUGCGUGCCCGUUUGCUCCGAAGACCCCUGCGACAACGGCGCCCGCUGCGUACAGGACCUCGAACAGGCGAAAAACUACCGGUGCGAGUGCAACUCGACCAACUACUCGGGCGAGUACUGCGAGAACGAGUCGUCGCAACCGUGCCCGGCCAGCUGGUGGGGCUACCCGGUGUGCGGCCCGUGCCAAUGCGACGUCGAGGCCGGCUACAACCCGGACUGCGACAAGGCCACCGGCAAGUGCCACUGCAGGGAGAACCACUACCAGCCGAGCGGCACCACGCGGUGCAUCCCCUGCGACUGCUACCACGUCGGCUCGCACAGCACCCAAUGCGACCACGAGACCGGCCAGUGUCGGUGCAAGGACGGCGUCAUCGGGCUCAAAUGCGACUCGUGUCCCAACGCUUACGCCGAGGUCACUACGAAGGGUUGCGAAGUGGUUUAUGAUGGUUGCCCCAAAUCGUCGUCGAGUGGAAUCUGGUGGCCCAGGACUGUGUUUGGAGCUGAUGCAUUCGAAGUAUGCCCUAAAGGGUCUCACGGUAAAGCAUCGAGAACUUGCGAUAACGAUUUGGGCGGUUGGCAGGAACCCGAUUUGUUCAAUUGCACUUCCGAGAAAUUUUUGGAACUGAGAGAACAGUUAUCGAAUAUCGAAAGGGGCGAUUUGCAUUUGAACACGUUCGUGGCGAUAAAAUUAUCGUACGAUUUGUACAAGGCGACCAAUUUGACCGGGAAUUUGUACGGCGCCGACGUGUUGAUAACGUUCGAGUUGUUGGAAGAGUUGUUUAACUACGAAAGCAAAAUGAACGGAUUGAAUUUGACGCACAGCCAGGACAAGGAUUUCAUCAGAAACGUGGCGCAUUCGCUGAGCGUGGUGUUGUGCUCGAGCUACGAGCGCCAUUGGAAGAGAAUAAAAGCUUUGACCGGAGAGGGAAUCGAGAAUCUUAUCGAAUUCACCGAGAAAUAUAUCAACAUAUUAUCGGCUAGCCAGCACGAUACUUACACCAGUCCUUUCGAGAUCAUCUCUCCUAAUUUCGUUAUCGGUUUGGAUAUCGUCACGCCGGAGUCUUUGUACGGCUUCGAAUCCGAAUCUCUUCCGCCGCUCAAACCGAAUUUCACUUCGGAAAGCGUCAUCUUACCCGACACGUCUCUGUUCCUCGAAGAGAGCAGAAACCUCCACCCCGAACCGUACGUGUCCUUCCCGAAAUACAACAACUACUUACUGGACAGCUCGAAGUUCGAUCGCCACACCAAAAUCAUGCUGUCUCUCAACCUGCUCGGCAUCAAGCCCAUCGAAUUCGGGGAGAUAAUCACCAAGCACAGCUUGCCGGAGGACGGUUCUGUUGUUAGUUACGCGCAGUAUCGGCAAGACAGCGCCUUGCACCCGGACACCUACGACGAAUCGGUUAUAAGAAGAUGGGGCGUAGAUAUCACCGUCGGUUCGCCGUUAGUGUCCGUCAGCGUGCUGGUGCCUGAGUACAUCCACGUGAAGCCGCCCGAAGAGAACAAAGUGCCGUUUCAGGACGUCGAUUUGAAGUUCGAUCCCGGCGAUUAUUGGACCAAAAACGGCUACAAACGCAGCGAAAUCGAUGAAGAUGAUAUAGGAUACUUGAGAGUGAAGAGAGAUAAACUGUCGGAGACUAAAUUGAUUUAUAGAAGUUUGUCUGGUACUACUUUGAAUAGUCCAGUUAGGCUGCAGAUGUGGAUGGAUACCAAUAGUACUAUACUGAAUGCUAGAUCGAAUCCGCAAUGCGUUCGAUGGGUUAACGUUAGAGGCUUCGGCGAAUGGUCGAGGGUGGGCUGUAGAACAGAAGCGACUGAUGAUUGGCACGAAAGAACCGGAGACAAGCCGAUUCUGGUCAAUUGCAGUUGCAAUCAAUUGGGAACCUUCGCUGUUUUGGUCGAUAAAGUCGAUUUAGAAUACAUCCCCGAGCCGUCUCUUUUGGAGGACGUAUCCAGUUACAGUUGCUUCGCCAUAUCGCUACCUCUUCUGCUCGGUACUUACCUCAUUUUGGCGCUGAUUAGAGGCCUGGCUACCAAUUCGAAUACCAUACGAAAGAACCUGGUGUUGUGCGUUUUUCUGGGCGAAUUGCUGUACUUCAUCGCGUUGAAAGCCCGCAGACCGAUGAUCGCAAACGAGUUCGCCUGCAAACUAGCCGCGAUCGGCCUGCACUACCUCUGGCUGGCCGCCUUCUCUUGGAUGCUCGUCGACGCCAUCCACUUAUACAGGAUGCUCACCGAGAUGCGGGACAUCAACCACGGCCCCAUGAGGUUCUACUACUGCAUGGGAUACGUAGCACCCGCUGUAGUUGUGAGCCUAGCGGUGGGAGUACGAGCGCACCAAUACGGCAACUACUACUUUUGUUGGGUGUCGCUGUACGAGAGCGUCGUUUGGAGCUUGGUCGGGCCGAUUUGUCUGCUGGUGCUGAUCAACGUGCUGGUACUCGCGUUUUCCGUUAGAGCGGCGUUCACGCUGCAAGACCACGUGCUGGGCUUCGGGAAUCUUAGGACGCUUCUCUGGGUGUCUGUUAUAGCCUUACCUUUGACCGGGGCCGCUUGGGUGCUGGCCCUUUUGGACGCCUCCGAGCGGCAUCCGCUGCUCACGCCGUUCCUCUCAAUCGCCGUGCUGAUCCACGCCGCUUUCUCUUUAGCUGGGUACUGUUUCGCUAAUAACAGAGUGCGCCAGAAUCUUAUAAGAUCGAUAAUGAGGUGUAUGGGGAAGAAGGUGCCGCUGCUCGAUACGCAGUCGGUGAUCGGAGUACCGAGUACGAGUAGCCAGAAUAUCAACGCUCAAUCGCGUUCUGCUUUAUCUUAUAACUCCGGGGAGGCAGGUAGAAGAAACAUCGGUAUAUCGACAUCGAGUACCACUUCUAGAUCGACUACCAAAACCAGCUCUAGUCCUUACAGAAGCGACAGCCAUCUUCGACACACCUCCACGUCGACGUCUAACUACAAUUCGACCAGCGACGUUCCAUCGUACUUGAGAGGCUUCGAGCACGAGACCGGCCUGCACAGGCACCGCGAGGUGCCCGAAGAGAACGAGGAGCGACGAGAGCGCGACCGGGAGCGUCGGGACAAGGACAGCGACUCGGACUCGGACGGGUCGGAGGGCAGGAGCCUCGAUUUGGCGUCGAGCCAUUCGAGCGACGACGACGAGUCGAGCAUGCGGAGGCACCGGGCGCGCGCCAACAACGGCCGGCAGGGGUACCUGCCCAAUAUCACGGAGCACGUGGUGUCGCGAUGCGGUACUCCGCCGUCGUUGAACGUGGUCACCAAUUCGCAGCUGUUCCCCGCCGUGCAGCCCAGCUACGGCUCCAGGUGGACUAGUCAGCUGCCCGAGUCUUAUCUGCCCAAUCACAACGUGGCGGAGGUGGGACGGUGGUCGGCGGAAACCGGUUCCGACAAUGAGUUCUACCAGAAGAACGGCUCGCCGAAUCCGCUUCCUCAUCCGGACGUCACGCCGGAGACGAGCGUCCCGGCGCUGCAAUCAGAGCAGUACAUGGUCAGGACGCACUACAACAAUUACAAUCCGAACACAUUGGUCUACAAGGGCGACUAUUUGCCCAAGAUUAUGCCGCACGAUAACAUGAACUACCCGGAAUAUCUCUCGGAUAAUGAAGAAAAGCAGCAUACAAACGAUAAAUAUCAUUUCCCCUACACUGCCGAAGAGGACCACAUAACGACCCACAGCAAUUACAUUCACUCGUUGCAUCCGGGCAGCAGGGUCGUAUCGCCGGUGACGAACGACAUCAACAACCCGGGAAUGGAUUACCACGGCUCCACGGCCGGUUCCCACAUCGGUUCCAGGAUCGGCUCCGUCUUGGGCUCCGUGCACGGGUCCAUUUGCGGCAGCAUGAGGGGCUCGCCUUCGCCCCUUAUGGCCCCCGUCAUGAUGCACGGCACCCGACACAACGAAUCGCCUCAUCAAUGGUGUUGGGAAUACGAUAAAUAAAUUCUUUCUCGAACUAACCAAGCGGGCGAGGAUCGAGGAAAAGAACGAGGAAACUUCUGUUUAGUUUUUAAUUGUAUUUUGUACAGUUAAGUUGAUGAUGUUUAGUACACGAAUUGAUUUCGUAUAAUUGCACUGCGUACAAUAGAAGCUUUAAAAAGUGUAUAAGAUGAAUAAUAUAAUACUCAGCUUUAUAAAUUGCUACAUAAAUGUAAACUUAGAUGAUACGACAUUCCAUCAAAACAGACAAAUACUCAAGACUGUGAACAAUCGAAACAAUCUAUUUAUUCCGAAUUUACAAUACACAAAACCAGAAAUACCUAAUAAUGAUAAAAAUUUCGAUAAAUAGCGUAGAUAUAAGGAGACAUAAUAUAGAGUUAUUUUUCGAGAUGCGAAACAUACAUUUAUUUAAUCAUCUAAUAGACAGAACGAUAAAAAUAAACUUAAAGAAAAUGUGCAAGAAAUAAAUUUGCUAAUUUUUCUCAUGUACUAAAUUACGUUAGUGCCAUUAACUGGUAGUCGUCAAACACUGAAUUGCUCAAUAAUUUAUUUUUCCAAGACGCAAUACAGACUGAAGUUUUUACAACGUAGAUUAAUUAGAAUAGAUGAAGGAAAAGAUAGAAGAGAAAAUUGACAAUCUCAGAGAUCAUUCGAUAAUAAUAAUAUUAAUAAUAACAAAAAACUAUUUGCAAACGUUUCAGGUCUUUCCUUUUUCUAAUUCUAUGCUGCAAUAAUACAACAAAAGUAUUAAUUUUUUCGAGAAAAUGUAUUUAUCUUCAAAAAAUGCCUUUUUAAACAUGCGUUAACAUAUAAAUAAACGCACUAUUUUUUUGAGAAACCACCUCAGCCUUUACUGUCUAAUGUUAGAAAAUAAACCGUAGAUUAAGGUCCUUAUGGAAGGUCCCCGAAAAUAAAAAUAAGUACCUACAUAUGUAUUGAAUAAUUGUAAGGAUUAUCUUGCCUUAUGUGCAUAAGAAAAAAUUUUGAGGUACUGCAAAAUAUGACGUUUGUACUCAUAAUUGAUUCAAAAAAAUUGUAAAAUUAGCCUAAUGAAAGGUACAAACGUCUGUUUAUGAUGAGAGAGUGCAUUUUGUAUGUUUUCGUUUUCUAAUAUAAUUUAUCGGUAGACUAUGUAGCUGAACAAGAGGCAAAAGACUUCGGAGAAUUUACGUGCCCUUUAUUUAUUUUCGCCUAAAUAUCGAAAAUGAUAUUUUUUGUAAUAUUUGUAUAAAACGCGUGCCUAAAGAGCUUUUUAAAUAUAAUAUUGACUUUGAUAUUUUGUAUAAAAUUAAUCAAAAUUCGCGUCGAGGAAAGAGAGUAGCCCUUAGCGACAGAUAUUUUGUAAGAUCUCAAUAUUUAAUGUAAUUUUUAGGAUUUUUUUUUAAAUCAUAUUCCGUGACUUUUCGAUCGUACUG